Messenger RNA from Salvia miltiorrhiza (redroot sage), 916 nucleotides. Its product is annotated as 60S ribosomal protein L18-2. Gene Ontology annotation, biological process: translation. The coding region runs from base 205 to 768 and encodes 187 amino acids. NCBI's taxonomy places the organism in Eukaryota, Viridiplantae, Streptophyta, Magnoliopsida, Lamiales, Lamiaceae. The record is from RefSeq and is a predicted model, not a curated record. The transcript has 5 exons. Gene Ontology annotation, molecular function: structural constituent of ribosome; RNA binding. Gene Ontology annotation, cellular component: ribosome; cytosolic large ribosomal subunit.
AAUUUUAUGUUUGAUGAGCCAAAUCCACAGCGGGCCCAAUAAUAUUGGGCUACUUAGAGCUCUAGGGUUCGCAGCCCAUUCAAUACCGCAUAUAGCCGCUCCGCUUUAUAACUCCAACACUACAAAACCCUAAUUUUCUCUUCCCUUAACACUCCAGAGCAGGUACAGAAGCGGCACGCGAGAGAAGAAGCAGCAGCAGCAGCAAUGGGUAUCGACUUGGUCGCCGGAGGUAAGGUCAAGAAGACCAAGCGUACAGCGCCGAAAUCCAACGAUAUCUACCUCAAACUCCUCGUGAAGUUGUACCGUUUUUUGGUGAGGAGAACUGGAAGCAAAUUUAAUGCGGUUGUUCUGAAGAGACUAUUCAUGAGCAGGAUUAACAGGCCCCCGCUCUCUCUCUCCCGCCUCAGCGCACUCAUGAAUGGGAAGGAAGAUAAGAUUGCAGUACUUGUAGGAAGUGUUACCGAUGAUAUUCGUGUUCAUGACAUUCCUAAAAUGAAGGUUGCGGCUCUCAGGUUCACUGAGAGAGCUAGGGCCAGAAUUGAGAAAGUUGGUGGAGAAUGUUUGACUUUCGACCAGCUUGCUCUAAGGGCUCCUCUUGGGCAGAACACGGUGCUCUUGAGAGGUUCCAGGAAUGCUCGUGAAGCUGUUAAGCACUUUGGCCCAGCUCCUGGUGUUCCACACAGCCACACCAAGCCUUAUGUUCGAGCCAAGGGACGAAAGUUUGAGCGUGCCAGAGGAAAAAGAAACAGCAGGGGUUUCAGGGUUUGAGUUAUUCAGAGCUAUGAUGUUUUAUUGCCAAUUUUGGCUUUCAGACUGUCGGAGACUUGUUAUCUCAGUAGUGCUCUAUUAUGUGCCAUGCCCUUGAAAAGUUUUGGACAAAUUUUGUUUCUUGAGAUAUUCUAUAAUCAUUAUCCUA